AUGAGCGGGUUUCUAAUUCGCUCGACGCCUUCGCGUCGUCGUUGUUGUUCGUGCGAGUUCCAAUCGGCUACUGGUGGGCUUCGCGGGUGCAAAUUUCCUACCGAUAAGGUCAUCGCCGGGAAAGGGAAAGCCGAGCCAACAAUGGCUGCAGCGGCGACGACGAAGGGUGGCGCCGUCCUCCUCUCUGCCUCGAUCUUAUCUGCUAUCCGACGACUUCUCCCCUCUUGCCGUUCCAAUAUCAUAUCUCUCGUCACUGGUACCAAGACUAGCCUCCAUCGCCGCAUUUCCAUAUCUACUUCCGGUCGUUAUUGCCACUCAUUGUCGCCGGCCGUGGUUACGGGAGAAGCAUCUUCCACAACUGUGGUGGCAGAAUCCACCGAUGAAGCUCCGAACCUUGCGCAUGAUGACCCCGUGAAGGAAGCGGCUGACGUGCUUGACAUCCGCGUGGGUCGAAUCAUUAGGGCGUGGAGGCAUCCUGAAGCUGAUUCUCUCUACGUUGAGGAGGUGGAUGUGGGCGAGGCUGAGCCUCGCACUAUAUGCAGCGGCCUUGUUAACUACGUUCCCCUUGAUCAUCUUCAGGUCAACUUCUACCAGCCGAUAUGAGAAUCCCAUUUUUAU
Messenger RNA from Dendrobium catenatum, 618 nucleotides. Its product is annotated as aminoacyl tRNA synthase complex-interacting multifunctional protein 1-like. The coding region runs from base 1 to 603 and encodes 200 amino acids. The record is from RefSeq and is a predicted model, not a curated record. Gene Ontology annotation, molecular function: tRNA binding. Lineage: Eukaryota; Viridiplantae; Streptophyta; Magnoliopsida; Asparagales; Orchidaceae. The transcript has a single exon.